This is a messenger RNA of Cuscuta epithymum, 2859 nucleotides long. Lineage: Eukaryota; Viridiplantae; Streptophyta; Magnoliopsida; Solanales; Convolvulaceae. The record is from the annotation of a GenBank genome assembly.
UUUGAAAGUAUUACUAUUGAAUAAGUCCCAAGGUUGUUACCUUGUUUUUAGGAUUUAAUUCCUUUACAGUGGUUAUGGUUAUUUAUUUAAGCGGCACUUCCUCUUGCCGCCGCUGGCCGGAGACCGGAAUUUCAGGGACGCAACAAGUUCCCCUGGCUUGCCGAUUUUAGGGGGAAACAAAACAAGUCUUUUCAAAGAGAAAUGGAAAACACCGCUUUUGAUUCGAGUUUCCACCGCACUUUGAAAUACUUACUAGCUACGCAAUUUCUGUCAAGGGGAAUCCCGUUCGUAUUCAAUUCCUGGAUUGUUAGACAUCUAUCAGAAGAAGAUUAUGUGGUUUGUGCUGUACAAUUCCAUCUGUUUGUGACCUGCAUAUUGUUUAUGAGUAGAGAGGGAUUCAGGCGAGUGUGCAUGAGGGAAGAUAUUAUGUGGGAUGGUAGUUUAGCAGCAGGAGAAACUGAAGCCCAGGUUUUGAAAAUCGCCUGGAUGACCUUCCCAUUAGGGGUACUGGUCACAUUUUUUGCUUGUUUGAUUGUAUUCUGGUGGCAAGGUCUGGGUUAUUCCAGUCCUUAUGGUCGAGCUAUAUUGAUUAAUGGUUUUGCCUGCAUUCUUGAGCUACUGGCAGAACCCUUUUUUAUUUUGGCCCAAAAAUUGGCUCUUCUCAAACUGCGGCUGAUUGUUGAAACUGCUGCCACUCUUUCACGUUGUAUAGUAACAUAUGCUCUCAUCCUGAAGCAACCGAGCUCGGAGAAAGCGUUUGUAUUUUCAAUGUCACAGGUUGCGUAUGGAGCAUCUAUUUUCAUAGGCUACUGGGCUUACUUUCUUCUGUGCCAAUUAUACACAACUCGUGUUCUAUUUCCGUUCCGGAUGGGAAAUACAAAAAACUAUGAUCAACUGCUUGUGAACAUGUGCAUGAUGCUUAAUCUUCAAUCCGUUCAGAAGUUGAUUCUUCAGGAAGGUGAAAGGAUGGCCCUUGUAUGGUUUGAUACACCAUAUAACCAAUCAGUAUAUGGACUUGUAGACAAACUAGGGAGCCUAGUGGUGAGGCUGAUUUUUCUUCCCUGUGAAGAAAGCUCAUAUGCAACGUUUGCAAGGCCUGCAUCAGGAGAUCGAGAUUGGAAAAAGGAGAAGUUGGGAAGGAGUCUGACAGAUGCGCUGAAGCUUGUUUUGCUUAUUGGUCUAGUUGUUACCGCAUUUGGUCCAAGCUAUUCAUAUUCCCUCAUCAGAUUGCUGUAUGGUAGAAAAUGGAGCGAUGGAGAAGCUACCAAAGUACUUCAAUGUUAUUGCCUUUAUGUGAUAGUUUUGGCCAUGAAUGGGACGUUUGAAGCAUUUCUACAGGCAGUUGCAACAAAGAAAGAACUUAAACAGUCAAAUGGUUCAUUGCUUGCCUUCCCAUUGAUAUAUGUGAUCAUUAACGUCUUGCUUAUCAGAUCAGCAGGCGCAAUUGGAUUGAUUUUAGCAAACUCUGUGCAUAUGAUCUUGAGGAUAGUUUACUCAGCGGUUUUCAUCAAAAAGUAUUUCAAGGAAUCAUCAUCCUUUGCGUUUAGAGCUUGCUUGCCUGGAGGUUAUGAAUUUUUGUUGGUUUCAGGAGUAGCCACCUUCAUAGUUGAAAAGAUGUACCUUAACCGAGACAGCUUCUCGGCCACCUUUACCGUUCACUUCUCAUUUGGUUUAUUCUGUUUUCUUGUGGCCACUUUCAUAAUCUAUCAAAAGGAGAGGCCUUUUAUCGUGAAAAUUAUACGCUUCCGCGAACACGCUGAUUGAAUGUGCUAAAAAAUUACAUCUUGCUCAAUAGGGUUUGUGAAAAGUUUUGCUCUAUUUCAAGAUCAAGGAAUCAUAAGCACUGAGGAUUAAAAGGAUAUUAUUGUCUAAUGAUGCGAGGAUUACGAGCAUUUCUGGUAUACUAUGCUUGCUACCAGAUGUUCACCCCAAACUUUUUAUAAUUCAUUUGCCUUCCACACAAUUAUGUCACGGAAUUUGUACAACCAUAUGUUUUGUAUUCAAACCUCUUGAGUGUUGAACCUAUCUACUAAAGUAGAUAAUUUUUGUUUUUCAAAAAAAAAAAGUACUGGCUAUUUAAGCCUUCAUUUUCUUUAGUUUAAUAUACGUACGCUGCAUUGCAUCUACUCUAAUCUCUUCAUAGUUUUAGUUGACAUUUAGUAUCAGAGACUUAUGGAAUCUUUCCUUGGGCCGUUUAAAUGUGUUUUCGUGAGAGUGAAACACAGAUUUUAGAUUGACCAUCAACAUGUAGGACAACAAUGGAAAUGGAAGUUUUCUAAAUCAGUUGCGUAUCUUUAAAGAGGUGAAUUUUCAUUUUCGGGGUCUGAAAAUGAAAACUCUUUUUAAAUCACAAGAGCUAUGGAGCUGUGUGGAGAAUGGCUUUGAAGAUGAAUAUUUAGAUGAUGGCACUGAAGAAACAGAUCAGACCUUAAGGGACAGAAGAAAAAAGGAUGCAAAAGCUCUUUAUAUCAUUCAACAUUUAUCUGGUUGAUGCUGUGUUUCCACGCAUUGGAGCAACUUUUACAGCAAAAGAAGCAUGAAAUAUUCUUACUCAAGAAUAUGUAGGAGACAAGAAGGUAAUCACUAUGCGAUUACAAUCUUUGAGAAGAGAAUUUGAAAACUUCCAAAUGAAGAAAAAGGAGACUGUCCCAGACUACCUAUCAAGAAUGUCAACAAUAGUCCAUGCUUUCUGAAUUGGAUAGUUAUUUAUUGCUAAUAACAUGCACAAUGUGGUUGUUUUCUACAAAUAGUUCUGAUUCUGAAUGCAUUUUGGGGAUUGUUUUGAUUGAAAAAAUAAACUUUGGCCCUUAGCUUGGUCCAACUUGUUUUAGAGGGAGGGGAGAAAAGUGUAGUGAUGGC